CCCCAGCCCAUGCACCCCACGAGCCCCUCUCAAACCUCCAGGAUGGACGAGCUCUGUAGUGGACUGUUGGAGCUUCAAUGCCAACACAGGGUUGGAGGGUCCCUGAGUAGCCUUAGAGGGGCGUUUUCCAAUAAUUGGAGACGGCCCAAUGAAGUCCUCAAACAUCUCUGCAUCCACCGCUCCCAGAAGUGCAACCCCAGCAUGAUCUCCAGAAGAGCCCUGGAUCUCUCCAGUGCUAAGUUCAGAGGCACCAGAGUAGCCAGCCAAAUCCAGAGCUUCAGCAAGUUCAUCGUUUGUGACAUCCUCACCAUGGGACCAAUAACUCCAACUGACUUGGAGUGA
Messenger RNA from Hyalella azteca, 342 nucleotides. RefSeq lists its product as uncharacterized. The transcript is spliced from 3 exons. The coding region runs from base 10 to 342 and encodes 110 amino acids. The record is from RefSeq and is a predicted model, not a curated record. NCBI's taxonomy places the organism in Eukaryota, Metazoa, Arthropoda, Malacostraca, Amphipoda, Hyalellidae.